AAGAACAUCUCAUACCACAGCACAACAAUGUCACCCAAGAAAGCAAAGAAGAGAGCAGAGGGGGCCAACUCUAAUGUGUUCUCCAUGUUUGAGCAAACACAGAUCCAGGAAUUUAAAGAGGCUUUUACCAUUAUGGACCAGAACCGAGAUGGAUUCAUUGACAAAGAAGAUCUUAGAGAUACUUUUGCUGCAUUAGGUCGACUGAAUGUGAAAAAUGAAGAACUGGAAGAAAUGCUAAAAGAAGCUCCAGGACCAAUCAACUUUACAGUGUUUCUGACCAUGUUUGGAGAGAAGUUAAAGGGAGCUGAUCCAGAAGAAACUAUUUUAAAUGCAUUCAAAGUGUUUGACCCUGAGGGAACUGGACUUCUCAAAUCAGAAUACAUUCGAGAAAUGCUCAUGACUCAGGCAGAAAGAUUUACAAGUGAAGAGGUUGAUCAGAUGUUCACAGCUUUCCCCCCUGACGUAACUGGAAACUUAAACUACAAAAACCUUGUGCAUAUUAUCACUCACGGUGAAGAGAAGGAGGAAUAAUAUAGUUGUGCAAUGGUCUUGCUCUUCUCUUACCAACCCCACGGCGCUCAGAGUUUUGUUUUCCAUCUACUGUAUGUCUGCUUGCUGUAUUUAGUCUACACUUUGCCCUUCACAAUCUGUGUUUACUGUGACCAUCUGUAAAAUAAUAAAUAUUAUUUCUCUACAUCAUAUCUAAUACAGGUAUUUAUUAUGUUGCUUUAAUGUCCUAAGUACAAAGCAGUGACGGUAACAAGAUUUCAGGGCCCUUACAUGUGUGCCCAGACUACUCAGAGCUUCCAAUAUAUAUAUACUGUAUAUAUAUUUUGUUGUUUAUAACAUGUUACAAUACUAUUUGGUUAAAAAAUGUACAUGCAACAUGGUGGGAUAUCACUAAAUAAAAUAAUGUCAUAUGAAGUGCUAA
Messenger RNA from Xenopus tropicalis (tropical clawed frog), 931 nucleotides. It is a transcript of the gene myl2, whose product is annotated as myosin light chain 2. The record is from RefSeq and is marked provisional. Gene Ontology annotation, molecular function: calcium ion binding. The transcript is spliced from 7 exons. Bases 28 to 531 code for a protein of 167 amino acids. Lineage: Eukaryota; Metazoa; Chordata; Amphibia; Anura; Pipidae.